AAGUUUACGGAAAUACCCUAUCUGUAGAGUUAGUUGGCGAGGUGUAGUUUGCUUCAAGUGAUAAAUCGGAUUAAUUAAAAGAGGAUCUUACUUGAUUAAUUAUACUUUCAAUGAAAUAAUGCCUACUUUCCACACAAAGACAAUUGAAACAAUUCUAGAGCCGGUGGCUCAGCAGGUGUCAAAGUUGGUGAUUUUACACGAAGAGGGCGAAGAUGGGAACGCUAUGCCUGAUUUAACAAGACCUGUAAAUGUUGUAAAGAAGGCCGUUGAUAAUCUUGUGAAAGUCGGCUACGAGACGGUUAGCUGUAGUGAGGAUAAUCUAUUGAAGCACGAUAUGCCUCCUGCCUUGUCAAGAGUUGAGGAAGCGUCUAUGUUACUUGUGAAUGCUGCAUCUAUGUUGUUAGAUGAUUCUCGAUCGGCACCUGCACGUAAGAAAUUGAUUGAUGGUUCUAGAGGUAUUUUACAUGGAACAUCAGCCCUUUUAUUGGCGUUUGAUGAAUCGGAAGUAAGGAAAAUUAUAAGGAAGUGUAAAACGGUUUUAGAAUAUUUAGAGAUAACUGAAGUUAUUAGCACUCUGGAAGAUCUAGUCAAAUAUAUAGAGACUCUAUCUCCUAAUCUAACAUCAAUGAUAAAAUCAGUUGAAAGUCGAGAAAGAGAAUUAAUGCAUCAAGCUCACAGAGAAAUGCUUUUGCGUUCUGUUGACGACAUUCGAAACUAUACGAAUCUAUUUGUAAAUACUUUAAAAAUAUUCGUUACUGCAAAAGUUGAAGGUCAAUUUGGUAUUGAAAAUGCCCAACACAAUAGAGAUUAUGUUGUAAAAAAGAUGACAAGUGAAAUUAACGAAAUUAUAAGAGUAUUAAGAUUAACUUCACACGACGAUGAUGACUGGGACUUGGCUGACAUCAAUUCAUUAAAGAAAGCUCAUAAUUUUAUUAAGUCAAAAUUACCAGCUGCAAUUGACUGGGUCCAGGAUGUUACCUCUCUUCCAGGAGGCUCAGGUGAACAUAAUCUAAGACAAGUCUUAGAAACCGCAAAAAAAUUUGCAGAAGCUUGCUCUGAUCCAGAAGAAAAAGAGGAUAUAUUAAGAAUGGCAGGAGAAAUACAAAGCUUAGUUGAUAGCAUGUGUGAGUUAAGAGAGCAGAGGAAGGGUGAUACACCUCAAGCAUUAACCAUUAUUAGGACUAUUAAAGAUAAAUUUGGAGAAUUGAAUGAUAUGAUACAAAAAUCCAUUAGCAAUGCUGAAAGAGCUGGAAUGCAAAGACCCGAUCCUAGUUUCUUGGGGAAACUUGAUCAAGCGAAGAGAUGGCUAGCUAACCCUAUGUUUGAUGAUAGAAGAUUAGGUGAACAAGCCGCAAGAAUGGCAGUUGAAGAAGGCCGCCGAAUUGCUGAUACCCUACAAGGAGCUGAGAAGGCAGAUCUCUUACGUACGUGUGACGAAGUUGAAUCUUUAACUAAUCAAUUAGCGAAUCUCGUCUAUAGAGGAGAGGGUAAUUCUCCUUUGGCAAGACAAAUAGUAGCAGAUUUGUCAAGAGGUUUAGAAAAGUUAUCUUUGCAUACCCAAGACGCUAUUGCCCAAAAAGUUGCUGAUGAUUUUAUGGAUACGACUAGCGCUGUAAAACAUUUAACAGAGGCUGCUAAAAAUCCUUUAAAUACACCAGGUCGUAAUGAAGUGAUGAAAAAUGCAGAAAUAAAUUUUGAAGAACAUGCGAGAAGAAUAACACAAGCGGCUACAGUUGCCGCCUUUGGAGCGUCACAGCACAAUAAGGCUUUAAUUCAAGAACUAAAUAACAAAGCUAUAGGCAUAAAAAAUCUAGCACCCGAAGUAAUACACGCAGCCCGAAUGGUUCACGCAAAUCCAAAUAAUGAAUCUGCAAAUGAGCAUUUCAAUAUGAUAAAAAGUCAUUGGGAAGACGAUGUAAAUAGGUUAAAAAAUCUUGUAGAUGGAGUUGUUGAUACUGGAGCGUUUAUUAAAGCAAACAAACGAGCUAUUCAAAAAGAAACGGUAUUAACUGAGAAAGCGAUUGAAAAAUCAGAUCCUGGAAGUGUUGUUGCAAACACAUUCUGUAUUGGUAAAAGAUCUAAAAGAGUUAUGGAGGUUGCCGAGCAAGAAGUGGAGAAUUCCGAGGAUCCCCAAUUGGUUAACGAUGUUGGGCAAUGCGUCAGAAAAUUGGAGGAAUCUUUACCACCGAUGGUUCAUAGUGCGAAAAAAGUUGUUAAUAACACCAAAGAUCAAAGGGCUGUUCAGGACUGGAGGAACAACAACAACAAGCUCAUCAACGCGAUAGACAACGUUGGCUUAGCAGUUCAAAGAGGAAUGCCUAAACCUACUUGGGAACCUGAAAUUGAUUUGGACAGAAUGCAUAUUGAUGACGAAUCGGCUCCCCCAAGACCUCCCCUACCCUCGGAUUCGGCUCCACCGAGACCACCCCCACCAUCCGAUACUGAAGAUGAUGAGCCGAGUUUCCCGGAGGAGAUGCCAAACGAAAAUCAACCAAUUAUGCAAGCGGCACAUGCCCUACAUAUGGAUGUUAAGCAAUGGUCCAGCAGGGAUAACGAUAUUAUCGCAGCUGCAAAAGAAAUGGCUAUUUUAAUGGCUAAUCUUAGCCAGCUGGUUAGAGGAGAAAGUAGCUCUAAAAAAGAGCUUAUUGCAACUGCAAAAGCAAUUGCCGAAGCGUCCGAGAGAGUAACAAAAUUAGCCAAGAAAUUGGCCAUGGAUUGCACUGAUAAACGCAUGAGAAUGAAUCUUUUACAAGUUUGUGAGAGAAUUCCAACAAUUGGAACCCAAUUAAAAAUCCUUUCCACGGUCAAGGCGACAAUGCUGGGCGCACAAGAAACUGUACCAAUACCGGAUGAUAACGAAUUAGCUAGCGGCUCCGAAGAGGAUCAAGAAGCGACUGAGAUGCUUGUUGGAAACGCUCAGAAUUUAAUGCAAUCCGUAAGAGAUACAGUAAGAGCUGCUGAAGCUGCUUCAAUAAAAAUUCGAAUUGAUUCUGGAUAUACGAUUCGAUGGCAUAGAAGAAAACCUUGGUACACUUAA
Molecule: messenger RNA, 3037 nt
Organism: Dimorphilus gyrociliatus
Lineage: Eukaryota; Metazoa; Annelida; Polychaeta; Dinophilidae
Source: the annotation of a GenBank genome assembly